Messenger RNA from Dothidotthia symphoricarpi CBS 119687, 1262 nucleotides. Its product is annotated as inosine monophosphate dehydrogenase. NCBI's taxonomy places the organism in Eukaryota, Fungi, Ascomycota, Dothideomycetes, Pleosporales, Dothidotthiaceae. Gene Ontology annotation, molecular function: nitronate monooxygenase activity. The transcript has a single exon. Bases 80 to 1078 code for a protein of 332 amino acids. The record is from RefSeq and is a predicted model, not a curated record.
CCACUAACAUCCCUUCCAAAACAGAACAACGUCAACAGUUCACUCUCCUCAGAUCAAAUUUCUCCCCGCUUACUUCAAAAUGCCGAUCAAAACAUGGCUCAGCGAGAAACUCGGAAUCCGUAUCCCUCUGGUGCAAGGCGGCAUGAUGUGGGUAGGUCGCGCGGAGCUCAUCAGCGCUGUCGCCAACGCAGGCUGUCUAGGCUUCCUGACCGCCCUCACACAACCCACUCCCGAAGCACUUCGCCUUGAGAUCCGGAAAACAAAGUCUCUGCUCAAACCCUCGGCUGUACAGUUUGGCGUCAACAUCACUCUACUUCCAUCGAUGAACGCGCCGGAUUACGCUGCGUAUGCGAGAGUCGUUGUCGAAGAGGGUAUCAAGAUUGUGGAGACGGCAGGUGACCCAACGCCAGUGUUGAAGUACCUGAAGGACAACGGCGUGACGGUUUUCCACAAGUGUGUUACGCUGAAGCAUGCGCUGAGAGCGGAGAAGUUGGGUGUGGACUGCAUCAGCAUCGACGGGAUAGAAUGCGCCGGACAUGGCGGCGAAUACGACACGACGUCUCUCAUGCUCCUCUCGCUGUGCGCCGAGCAGUUGAAGAUUCCAUACCUGGCGUCUGGCGGUUUCGCAAAUGGAAGGCAGCUUGCUGCUGCUCUGGCGCUGGGGGCCGUAGGAGUGAAUAUGGGGACGCGUUGGAUGUGCACAGUUGAAUCGCCCAUCCACCAGAACGUCAAGGACGCGAUCGUCAAAGCCACGGAAAAUGACACUGUUCUUGUGCUGAGGAAAUUCCGAAACACGACCAGACUUCAUAAGAACGUCGUAUCGAUGGAAGUUCACCAGAUCGAGAACACAAAGGAAGACGUCAAGUUCGAGCAUGUGGCACACUUGAUGAGCGGCCAGAGAGGGAAAGAGGUUUACGCAACUGGUGAUGUCGAUGCUGGGGUGUGGAGCUUGGGCAUGUGCGCAGGGUUGAUUCAUGAUGUGCCGACGUGUGAGGAGUUGGCGAAAACCAUGGAGAGGGAUGCUAUUGAAGUAUUGACACAAGGAAACGCGUUGGUGGUCGAGAGUGCGAAACUGUAGGUCGCUUGAUUUGCAUGUUGUGUUGUUUAGUACAGCGGUGCUGUUGUCCGAUUUUACUUUCAAUUUCUAGAACGAUAAAUCUAAUAUGUAGCUUUUGGUUGACGAAAUCAUGCAACAGCUUGACAACUACAACUAAGCUUAGUGUAGAAGACUUAUGCCUGGAAUUUUAGCAGUAUACGCCGGA